Messenger RNA from Branchiostoma belcheri (Belcher's lancelet), 1450 nucleotides. RefSeq names its product proteasome subunit alpha type-3-like. Gene Ontology annotation, biological process: ubiquitin-dependent protein catabolic process. The transcript is spliced from 12 exons. Gene Ontology annotation, cellular component: proteasome core complex, alpha-subunit complex; nucleus; proteasome core complex. Bases 140 to 907 code for a protein of 255 amino acids. The record is from RefSeq and is a predicted model, not a curated record. NCBI's taxonomy places the organism in Eukaryota, Metazoa, Chordata, Leptocardii, Amphioxiformes, Branchiostomatidae.
ACCCAAUCUCUUAUCACGCAUGCGUCCUGACCUCGAGCCAAUUUUUCAGUUUUCCUGAGUCACUUUCCUCUAACGUUUGCGAAGAUUUUACUUCAUCUCUCUUUUUUUCAAAUAUCGCUAACAGUAGCCACAAGUAAAGAUGAGCUCUAUAGGAACCGGGUAUGACCUGUCAGCAUCGCAGUUCUCUCCUGAUGGCAGAGUGUUCCAGGUAGAAUACGCCAACAAGGCAGUGGAAAACAGUGGGACUGCUGUUGGCAUCAGAGGGAAGGAUGGUGUUGUCUUUGCUGUGGAGAAGUUGGUUCAGUCCAAGCUGUACGAGGCGGGAGCAAACAAGAGGAUUUUCAAUAUAGAUAGGCACAUUGGCAUGGCUGUAGCAGGUCUUCUUGCUGAUGCCAGACAGAUAUCUGAGAUAGCCAGAGAUGAGGCCAGUAACUUUAGGUACAACUAUGGUGGGGCCAUUCCAUGCAAGAACCUGUCAGACAGAGUGGCCAUGUACAUGCAUGCCUACACUCUGUACAGCCAUGUCAGGCCAUUUGGGUGCAGUGUGAUGCUUGGAUCAUACGACAAAGAUGAUGGACCACAACUGUACAUGAUGGAUCCAUCAGGAGUCCACUGGGGUUAUUAUGGCUGUGCCAUCGGCAAGGCAAGGCAGGCAGCAAAAACAGAGAUAGAGAAGCUGAAGAUGACAGACCAGUCUUGCAGAGAUCUGGUGAAAGAAGCAGCAAAGAUCAUCUACAUUGUCCAUGAUGAAGUGAAAGACAAAGCCUUUGAGUUGGAGCUGAGUUGGGUCGGGGACGUGACCAACGGAAGGCAUGAGAUGGUACCAAAGGACAUUGUGGUAGAAGCAGAGAAAUAUGCAAAGGAGUCUAUGGAGGAGAGUGAUGAUUCUGACGAAGAGGAUCUGUGAUGUGUCAGGCACACAGACAUGAUGACAUGACUGUCAAUAAACUUAGUAAUGAGCCCCACAUGCUGUAGGAACCUGGCUCUCUCUGAUAUAUGAAAUGAGCCCAUGUAAAUAUUCUGGUGUUUUGUUAAAGUCAAGAUAAAAAUGGAACCUUUAUAAGACCCGUGAUACACAAGUAUGGCCUUUCACUUAACAUAUUGUCCAACAGUUGGUAACAUUACAGUAGUAAGGAAGCUGUCCAUUUUGCAUUAUUGAUACAUGUACCUGUAAUGAAUCCUUUUUCACAUGAAUGCCACAUUAUCAUUCUACACUAUUUCCACACUAGGCAUGUGACACUCCCUUGUCAUACUUUGAUAGUAACAGCUACUGGCAGCUGAAAGUCUUUGAUACAUUGAGAGCAACAACUUUAGUGGUCCACCUUAAGGGUGACUGACAAUACUCCAGUUAACUGUGCUGUAGAGGGGAUGUUUAGUGCAGGAUAAGCUCUUACCAUGCACAUGUAUGGUCUCUGCUUGACCUUUUGAAUUAAAUAUGAUGUCCUCCAUU